UGUUCCCAUAAUGUCCGCCAGCGGUCGUCGCUUUUGUCGCAGCCGUUGCCAAAGUUGUCAUUGUCAUCCGUACAAAAAGCAGCAGCAGCAGCAGCAAUAUCCACAGCAGCAACAUCUACAGCAGCAACACUAGCAGCAA
Molecule: messenger RNA, 139 nt
Organism: Drosophila rhopaloa
Lineage: Eukaryota; Metazoa; Arthropoda; Insecta; Diptera; Drosophilidae
Product: protein javelin
Exons: 1
Coding region: 11-133 (40 amino acids)
Source: RefSeq, a predicted model, not a curated record